Molecule: messenger RNA, 284 nt
Organism: Diversispora eburnea
Lineage: Eukaryota; Fungi; Glomeromycota; Glomeromycetes; Diversisporales; Diversisporaceae
Source: the annotation of a GenBank genome assembly
GAAAUAAAUUUCCCCAAAGGGAAUGCAAAUGAAAGUGAUAAUAAUAACAAAAAUGAAAGUGAAAAUGAUACAGAAAGUGAUAAUUCCGAUUCUAUUGAGUCUAAAUAUAAGGAAAGUAAUUUGGAAUCUGAAUCUGAAAGUGAUAGUGAUAAUGAUAAGGAUAUUUUAGAUAAGAUCUCUGUAAUGAUAGGAGACUCAUUAGUUGAAACUGAAUUGAAUGUUGAUACUUUAAGUACUAAAAAACAAGCACAAUUCAAUCAGUUAUUUGAGGAGAAUCAAGAUAU